Molecule: messenger RNA, 2170 nt
Organism: Daucus carota subsp. sativus
Lineage: Eukaryota; Viridiplantae; Streptophyta; Magnoliopsida; Apiales; Apiaceae
Product: F-box protein At5g46170
Exons: 2
Coding region: 293-1450 (385 amino acids)
Molecular function (GO): protein binding
Source: RefSeq, a predicted model, not a curated record
AUCAGUUUAACAGUAACCAAAAGCACAAGUAUUAUUCUGGUAAGAAGAAGAUAGAAAAUACUCUACACAGAGCGCCUCUAUUUCUCUCCAUACAAAUUUAUUACUCUUCUCUCCCUUCAUCCCCAUUUCUUCUUUCUUUUACUUUCUCUCUCACACACUCCUCACACACAAACACAAUCCGUGUAUUCAUCUCCUCCCCCCAUUCUUAAUCCCCCAUAUCUUCAUCAUCUACUUCCUACCCAGAUCCCCAAAUUCACUGAUCUACAAAACCCAGAUCUCAAUUUUUUUAAUCAUGUCCAGAUCAGAUCUCGCUCACAAAAUCUUCCCAGAGCCUUGUAAUAUAUUAAGUGAUGAUAUAGACCAUUUUGAUUCAUUGCCUGACUCUAUUUUGCUCCUCAUUUUCAAUCAGAUCGCUGAUGUUAAAGCUCUGGGUAGGUGUUGUCUCGUUUCGAAAAGGUUUCAUUUUCUGGUUCCUCAGGUUGAUAAUAUUCUUGUUCGUGUUGAUUGUGUGAUUUCUGAUGAUGAUUCAUCUGGGGGUUCUUCGUCUUCGAGCUCUGUGUCGAAAUCUCACACACCCUUUUCGUCGUUGUUUCGAUUCGUGUUUGGUGGGAUUGUGAAGCCCUUGCAAUCGCUUACACAGUUUUUGCAGUUUAAGAGAUCGGUUAAUGGGACUGGGUUUGCUGCUUCUUCGUCGUCGUUAUCGGUUAAUGGGGAGGAUUAUGAUGAAUUGGAUCAAGGGGGUGUUACCCAUCAUUCACCUACUCAGGUUUUGAAGAAUUUUAAUGAAAUUAAGAUAUUAAGGAUUGAGCUUCCGAGCGGUGAGCUUGGAGUUGAUGAUGGGGUAUUGUUGAAAUGGAGGGCUGAUUUUGGGUCAACUCUUGAUAAUUGUGUGAUUCUUGGAGCGUCUUCGGUGAUGCCUAGUAAGGGUUUGGAUGGAAAUGGUGUUAAUUUAAUUAAUGAGGAUGAUAAUGGAAGUAUACCUGAAUCGUUUUAUACGAAUGGUGGAUUGAAACUUAGAGUUGUUUGGACAAUCAGUUCGUUGAUUGCUGCUUCUGCUAGGCAUUAUUUGCUUCAACCAAUUAUAUCCGAGCAUAAGACAUUAGAUAGUUUGGUGUUGACCGAUGGUGAUGGACAAGGGGUGUUGUGUAUGAAUAGGGAGCAGUUGGAGGAGUUGCGGGUGAAGCCUUUGUCGGCUUCUAGUGCUUCUAAGAGGACCCUUGUGCCGGCUCUGAAUAUGAGGUUGUGGUAUGCGCCACAUUUGGAGUUGCCGGAUGGGACUGUGUUGAAGGGGGCAACUUUGGUUGCUAUUAGACCAAGUGAACAAUCAGUGGUGAAGAAAGAGGUGGCUGAUGGGUCUUGGGUGUCUUCUGCGUUUGAGGAGCCUUAUGGAACAGCUGCAAAGAUGUUGAUUAAAAGGAGGACUUAUUGCCUUGAGAUGAAUUCUUUUUGAUAGCACUCUGAUGUUUCAGUGAGGGAAAGUAUAUUCUUGAGAUGAUACGAUACAGUACGUGUUUUUGGGCAGGCUGGUAAUAUACACACUUUUGUUCUAUAUCUUGCUAAAUAUUUGAGGGGUGUUCGUCAAUGGCAAAUGCUAGCUUUCUUAUCCUAUCUGGAUGCAGCCAGCCAAAAAUGUACCAAAUCCAUCGCCUAAAAACAUCACACUCGUCUUGGGGGGGUUGGUACAAUUCUGGAUCUUUUGCAGCCCUUGAUAGUGGCACAAGCUUCCGUUUUGUGAUGUUUUACUACUAAUCCAGUAAUCCAUAUAUUCUUCAAGCGUAGUAGAAUUCUUUAAUGGUGCCAUUAUACCAACUCCAUCCUCGACGAAGGCAUUCCACUAUUAACAUACACAAGAUAUUAGCGAGGAUGCAAUAUCAUGAAUGAAUUUUUAUUCUUGAACCUCAUUUCUUCCAUGUUUUAAGAGGGAGGUUGGGGUAUACAUAAUGGCAUAUUGAAUUGCCUUGUAACCCUCUCCGGAGUCGAUACUCUAUAUUCUCAAAGAAGAUAAGCGGUACAUGGGCAAUACCUGCAAUUCGAGUUCGGUGAAAAUGAUGAUCAUGCCUCCGAUAGAUACGUCUAUAGGGUGUCCAACCAAUGCUUCUCAUAUCAAAAUUAUCGAACAUACCUCUAUAUACUUUUAUAAGCUAUAUUAUAAAGCGUGCAAAUUUUUUAA